Molecule: messenger RNA, 1050 nt
Organism: Aureobasidium subglaciale EXF-2481
Lineage: Eukaryota; Fungi; Ascomycota; Dothideomycetes; Dothideales; Saccotheciaceae
Exons: 1
Coding region: 488-778 (96 amino acids)
Molecular function (GO): protein dimerization activity
Source: RefSeq, a predicted model, not a curated record
GUGCAAGGCUCCUGUUUGAAGGUCUAUUAGCUCGUAUUGGAGAAGUGACGAAGCAUAACUUACAGCGCUGGAAUAACCUCUGUACAGAUACCUGCGCAACUCAGAGGCGUGUUCAUGAACUGGUUGCUCAGAAUCCGAUGACUCAGCACGUAUCCAGCGUGCUCUUGGUCAGCUCGCCUUCUUCAACUCAGACACUGGCCAGAGAGUGCUCAACUUGAUAAACGACGAAGGGUUCUGGCUACGCCUCGAACACCUCCACUCACUGCUAAUACCUAUCCACAACGCGCAGGUGGCCUCGGAGAGCGAGCGCUCGACGGUAGCAAUGGUGAUACCUCGCUGGAAGGACCUCCAAAGCGACAUCAAUGACAUCGAACAACUACCUUUUAAGGCAGAGAUCCUUCGACGACUGGAUCAGCGCCUUGUCAAGCAAACGACUGGUAUUCACUACGCCGCGUAUGCUCUAUAGGCGCCAGAGGCCUACAAGACCAUGUCAACGCGCGAGUGGCAGUUAGCUGAGCAGUUCUUCGAAAACAGCAUACCUUCUGCUCUCCAUGACGAAUUCUUGACUCAUCUUAGCGAGUUUAGAGGCCGCAAGGGUCGCUUCGGCAGCGCCUUCCGUCAGAAGCGAUCAAGCAGCUCAGAUAGGUUCUGGAACUAUGCGCAGCAGUAUGCGCCUCUGCUCGCUGAACUAGCCGUGCGCCUUCUCAGUACACCAGCAAACUCGGUGCCAGCUGAGCGAUCCUUCUCGAGCUUCAAUUCCUACGCGCCUCUCAACUAGCCGAACCGAUCUGUUGCUCUAUAUCUACAUCAAUUGCAGAGCUCUAGAGGCUCAAACAUGGCUCGAGGCACAGAAACGAGAGCGGCUCAAACGAAGGCGUGAGAUAGCGCUCUCAGAGGGCCAAGUUCGCAAGAAGCUACGCCUCGAGGUGCUCGAGGCGCUUACUACACCAACGACUCAAGCAUCUGCGCCACGGAACGUUACUGCUGACGAGGCCAUAGAGCGCCAUAUGGCCCUUAUUGCUGCUCCGGAGCCAACUUACAACUAUCUCG